Patella vulgata (common limpet) is the source of this 7158-nucleotide messenger RNA. Its product is annotated as phosphatidylinositol 5-phosphate 4-kinase type-2 alpha. Lineage: Eukaryota; Metazoa; Mollusca; Gastropoda; Patellidae. The coding region runs from base 140 to 1369 and encodes 409 amino acids. Gene Ontology annotation, biological process: phosphatidylinositol metabolic process. Gene Ontology annotation, molecular function: phosphatidylinositol kinase activity. The transcript has 9 exons. The record is from RefSeq and is a predicted model, not a curated record.
CAUAUUUGGAGGAAGGGCUUAUGGCUUUUCCAAAACAAGUGGAGUAAAUCAUGAGACAUUUCAAUGUUUUUUGUGACAACUAACAUUUCCUUUCAGCUUAGAGUUAUAGCUUUUAUAUCUGAAUAGUGCAAUAUAUGUAAUGAUGUCGACUACAAAGAGGAAGAAGCUCAAAGUCAAAGCAGUGGCUCCAAAAUUGAAGCUUUUCCGAGCUAAUGAACCGCUGCUCAGUGUGUUUAUGUGGGGGAUAAAUCACACGAUCAACGAAUUAGAUCAUGUUAAUCAGAAGGUAAUGUUGAUGCCCGAUGAUUUCAAGUCUUACAGUAAAAUCAGAGUUGACAAUCACAUGUUUAACAAAGAUAGCAUGCCAAGUCAUUUUAAAGUGAAAGAAUAUUGUCCUCUGGUGUUUAAGAAUUUACGUGAAAGAUUUGGAAUUGAUGAUAUGGAAUAUAUGAAUUCUUUAACUAAACAACCUGCUGAUGUAGAUUCUCCUGGCCGUAGUGGAGCCAGAAUGUUGGUGUCAACAGAUAAAAGUUAUUUUAUUAAAACACUAGUUAGUGAAGAAGUAGAACAGAUGCAUCAUAUACUUAAACAAUAUCAUCAGUAUGUUGUAGAGAAUAAUGCUAAUACAUUACUACCACAGUAUCUUGGUAUGUAUCGUUUAACAGUAAAUGAUGUGGAGACCUAUAUGGUGGUUAUGAGAAAUGUGUUCAGUCCCAGACUAGCUAUUCACAAAAAAUAUGAUUUAAAGGGUUCAACUGUUGAUAGACAGGCUAAUGAUAAGGAAAAGUUAAAAGAAUUACCUACAUUUAAAGACAAUGAUUUUGUAAAUGAUGGUUUUAAGAUCCAUGUCGGACCAGAAGCAAAAGAAAAAAUUAUGUCUAUUUUACAAAAAGAUUCUGAGUUUUUAUCCAAUCUUCAUUUAAUGGACUAUAGUUUAAUUGUGGGCAUCCAUGAUGCUGACAUAGCUGAACAAGAACAGCAAGAAAAACAAAUACAACAGGAAGAUUUUGCAGGAAGUGUGGAUCAGGAUGAUAUAGAAGAAGAAGAUGAAGAUGUAGACGACCUUAACGAUGGCUAUGGUUUGGCAAUCACACCACCUGACAGCCCACAACCAACCACUCCGCUUCCCUUUAAUGGAGAACUUGAUGCAAAGUUAGAAAAAUAUGCUUAUAAAAGUUCAGAAAGUUGUCCAAGGCGUGAGGUUUAUUUUAUGGCUAUGAUUGACAUACUUACCAAAUAUGGUAUGAAGAAACGAACAGCACAGGCUGCAAAAACAGUGAAACAUGGAGCUGGAGCAGAAAUAUCUACAGUGAAACCAGAACAAUAUGCAAAACGGUUUCUUGAUUUUCUCUCCAAAUAUAUGGAAUAAACUUAAAAUAGAAUCAAAUUUAUCAAACUCUUACCUGAAUCAAUUCUCAAUUAGGAACAAAUAUAUUUUAAUGAUAGAUUUUUUUUUUUUUUUUAAAUGAAGGGCCAGUUUGCUUAGAUAAAAUAAGAGCAGAUAUAGGGCUCAGUGUAAAGGUUUGACUGUUAUCAUCAUUUUCUUUGAAAAAAUAUAUAUAUAUAUUUGGCAUUUCUAAUUAUAUUUUGUGUCAUCAAUGUGUAAAUUGAAAACCACCAGAGAAUAUAUAAAUAAAAUGCUGAAAAUAUCUGAGCAAAAUGGCCUAUAAUAUUUAUUUAUAUUUAAUUAUAUAUAUGUAUAAAAAGAAUUAGGCUUGACUGGUCAUUCAUUAUUUUUGUUUAUUUUACAUUUUUUGAUCCAAAAAAGAAACCUUUUUUGACUUUGUGUCACUUUUAUUUUCACAAUAACUUCUUGAAAAAUGUUUCUGAUUUUAAGCAAAGACAAAAACCAAAACGGUUGGUUAAAGAAAAAAUCUUUUUGUUUCAAAUAGUUUGUUAUAUUUGGUCAGUUCUUGACAAUUUGAUGAUUUUACAAUUGAAAAAGGAUCAUGUUUUAUUCCAAAAUUUGAGAGUGCUAAAUUGAGUGUUGUAAACAUUUAUUCAGAUCAUUUUGCAUAUGGAAAUAAUCCGAUUCAUGUCACAUUAUUUCAUAUUAACUAUUUAAUAGUAGAGUUCAAGUAGUCUUUUUAAUAGAUAUCAGUGUCAUAUAUACUCAUUUGAAAAUUUCACCCUUUUUCAUGCAAUCUCGAUCCCAAAGAUAAGUUCACCCUUUUUUGUUUAUCUCUGGUAAAACUUGCCAGCCAUUUUGAAUGUCAUGUGAUGUAUCCUUCCGUCGGUCGCUUCACAAAGAUCCAAGAUGGCGGUUCAAACUCGCGUUUCUUCAGAAAGUUCACUUAUUUAGCCGAAUCACUCACAUUGUGCACUAAAAAUAGUCCCCAGUAAAUCAUCAAAUCGGCUUUUUUCGAAUGAACUUUUGAUGGCAAGAUGUGGAAAAUGUUCCAAGGAUCAUUAAUAUGUAACUCAUGCAACGAAUCGAUGCCUUAUUGUCGAGAAAGCAGCAGCAUAUCAUUCUAACAAAUCCUGCCAAUCAGUAGCCACUGGGGGCAGAGUUUAGGAACAAGUUUCACGCUGAUUAAUGGCUGGCAAGUUUUACCAGAGAUAAACGAAUGGUAAAGUUAUCUCUGGGAUUGAAAUUGUUUUUCAUGUUUAUUGAUGCUUAAACAUCUAACCAUCUUCAGAAAUUAUUUCUGAGGUGAUUUUCUGGUCAAAUUUAUUUUAUUUUUCAUGAUGAAUAACAUUUUGCAAAUAUGAUAAAUUAUUUCUAAGGAUGAUUAAGUGAAAUAUUUUCUAUCUAAUUGGCCAUAGAAAUUAUUUUUGAAGUAAUUUUUAUGUCAAAUUAUGUUUUGAUUUUUGAAGUAAUUGUGGUAAGACAAAGUCUAUAAGAGCCUUUAUAAAUGGCUCAUAAUUUGAUAAGAAUUAUGUAUUAAUUGAGGAAAAUGUACAUUGGUCGCUUAGUGAAUUUCAAAGUUCUGAAUAAUAAUCUGUUAUCAAUGUAAAAUAAACAGCCACCUUUUCAGGCCUCCGAUAGUUUAUUGAAUCAGGAACUGGUUUCUCAAGUGCUACUCAUCUUCGAAAAUAGCCUAAGGGGCCGCCAAUUCAGGUAUGAUCAACAUGAAAAUUGACAUGCUUGUUCCUUGGACAAUUGCACAUCGAUUAAUGGACUUUGAUUUUUUUAUGUGACAUAUAACGUUCCUGAUCUAUUUAGCACUAUUGUACAUGUUUAUUUCUUGGCUGAUAUUUUAUUUAUUUUAAUUGCAAUACAAUAUUGAGAAAAUACUUCCUUUUCUAAUGGAAAUUUAUCCAGAAUUAAACAUUUAGAAAAGAGGCUUGCUUAGUAUGCAUUGCUUUUGAUACUUGUUAAAAAAUUUCAGCCAAGUAAAUUGUGUUUAUACGAAAAGAGAUGUUAUUUAAAUACUUGAUACCGAUACCAUGCUGUAAUUUUAAACAAUUUGAUGUAUAUAAUUUGUACAGUUAUAUCCUUUUUUUGUUGACAUUUUGUCUCAGUCUCGUUAGUAUUUUACCAUAGUCAUGUGUAGAAAGAGAAAUUAGUUGUGUAUAUUUAUAUCAUUAAUAUUUUAUUCAAUCAUGAUUAACGAGUUGUAAAACAACUGGUGUACACAUAUACUUAAGGUCAGUGUCCGCUAAGUGUGACAAACACAUUGCACAAUAAUUCAUUUAGAUUUUAAGCCGUCACUUUCUCACUUUAUUGUUGAAAGUAUUUUUUCUAUUUCUGGGGCAAAAUUUAAAAAAAAAAAAAUUUAAUGUAUGAAACUUGUGGUCAAUAUGUGAUAUCGAACAAUACAUAUUUAGAAUCUUAACGGAAGAUCAAUUAUUUGGUUAUUGUCUAGAUUUUCAUAAAAAUAUGUUAUGUACUUGAACUAGUGGUAAAUAUAGAUCAUACUUGAAGCCAGAUGAACAGAUUCAAGGGAAAAUGAAUUACUGUGAAUAUUGCGGUUGUAUAUAUAUAUAUAUAUAUAUAGAAUAGGGAAUGAUGUAUAUUGAACAAAAGACUGUAAUUAAUCACACUCUUUUUCUCUUCAGGUCUGAAAAUACUCUAUUUUUCAUCCAAUAAGAAUUAAAUGUCUAACCAUAAAUUGGCCCAAGUUAUCAUCCCUUUGAUGAACCAUUAAUAGUUGUAGAUUAGAUGACAUUCCAAUUGCUGAUUCCUCAUCUUCAUAAAAAAUUCUGUUAAAUGUCAGGGAACAUUGGAUUCAUUUGAAUUCAUUAAUGUAUAUGCAUAAAAUUCAUUGAAUUUUAAAGAUUAGGUCACAAGAUAAACAAUGAAAGUGACAAUAAAAAGAAUACGAAUAUAUUCAUAUGGCUAUGUUGUGAGGUUUGCGUUAAUAAGUAUUUUUUAACUUGUGUGCUCAAAUUUAAUUUGUUGAAUUCCUAUAUGAGAAAUUUACGUAUUAAUUUGUCACUAUUCACUUAAAAAACACACUAUCUGAUUUUAUGUGAUAGAACGAAUUAUUGAUUUGACUAGAUCUGAUGUGUUAGUUUGAAUGGAUAGCCUCCCAUUUUUGUGUCAUUAGUUUAGAUCAUUGAUAAUAGAGGUACAAUUUUGAAAAGGAAAGUUAAAGUUUCUUAUUUUUGGAAGUAACACAUCAAAUCAGAUAAAAGGAAAGACGGUUUUGUUUCAUGAACCCAACUAAAGACGUUUGCAUAAUGAUGCUUUAAUGUGUUCAUUGUUCAGUUUAAACUAUGAAAUAUAUUAGAUGCCAUAUAUACAUAAAUAUAUAAUAUAUAAAGAUAUUUGUACAUUGUAUCAUAGUGUGUAAAUAAGUUAAGAUUAAUUAUUUCAAAGUAAAUCUAUUGAUGUUUCUCAGAAAAGACUAUUGACUAAACCUAAAAUAUGCAAAAUUAUUCUGCUUAAAUUCUUGUGAAAAUCAUGUUAUAGUCAAAUAAUAACUAAAUAAUUAGAUCAGCAGUUUAAAUUAUAUAAUCCAUUUCUCAGACACAGCUUGUAUAAUUUUAUUAGAAAAAAACAGUUGACGUAGAUGACAUAAACUAGUAGGUGAAUAUUAAAAUUUGAUUCUUCUAUUCGGGAUAGUUUCACAAGAAAAGAUUCAUUUGCACUUGUAUUAAUUAAGAUCAGAUAUUUUAAUCUCGGUUAUUUGAAUACUUUAAACACUGUUGAUGUAUUAUUUAUAUUAUAUCCAUGUUUUUAUCAUGUACUAAUGUAGCCAUAUUUUAUUAUGUUAAUUUAUUGUCAUGAAUUGCACAAUGGUUAUGUACUAUAAGAACAUGUUGAUCAGGCUUUACUUGGUGCUUUUUGACUACAAAAUAUGUCAAAAUGUUGAUCCUAUAAAGAAUAAGAAAAAGAAAUGAUAAAUAAAACAUAAAAUGCUAACAUAAAAUCAGCAAAUAUUUUGAAUUAAUCAAGAUUUUUAAGGCUAUUUCUGUAUUUGACAUCAAAAGUGUACCAACAAAACUAGGUAUUAUUCUGUGAAUGGCUUUACAAAUGUCUAUUAAUUAUUAUUAAUUUAGCUGAUUAAUAUUGUGAUAACAUUGUCUCUGUAUUUUUAAUACUCUGUUUUAUUCAUAAUUCAGUAUAAUUCUUGUAUGAUAUAGAUGACCCAAUUGUCAGCACACCAUAGUGGCAGACUCAUACUGCAUACAUGUGUUUUAUUCAACAUAGAUAUCACUUUGUGCAUGUAUAGCUCCCCAUAGAAUCAUAGCCUUUUCAAGCUAAAUGAUUAUAGAGGUGUUGAUAUUUAAAGAUUGUACAUUAUUAUAAUUUACUUAUUGAUGUUAAUUAUUGUCAAAAACCUAUUAUACCAUGUUACAUUUGUUUUUAAAUAUCUAAUGAAUGUUGUGCAAGUCUUCGUUAAGCCAUUAUCAUCAAUCCAUUCUUGACAUCUUUUGACUUAAAAUAUAAGAGUUUUACCCAUUUUGCUUUAAGUGAAUUGAACCAUUCUGUUGUUUGGUGAUAUAAUGUGAGUGUAAGGUCAAAUUUUUAUUACAAGAACCUAGUUCACACCCUUUUAGUUUUAGUCACUUUGACAGAGACUCUUUUUGUACUGUCAAGCUGUAUGUCAAGGCCUUUGAACAAAAUACAAGAAUUGGAUAGAGCAAACAUGUGAAAAGGGGAGAUAACUCUUGUAUUGAGAAUUUUCUCCUCCAUUUUUUGAUAAUGACCCAUUGCUGUUUUCAUUAAACUGAUCAACAAUGUAUCAUCAUAUUCUGAUUUGUUAUGGUCAUGUAUUCUGUAAUUCUUGCUAGUUUUGUUUGUCUUUAUUAUUAUGCCACCAUAUGCAAUUCUAUAUGUGUUAAAUGUUGCCUUAAAGUGCUCAGUUGUGUAACCCCUUGACAAUAAUAUGUUCAGUAUGCUUAGUGAUUAAUGUUUAAUAGAAGUCCCCACUUGUUACUACAUUUUCUAUAUUAGUUACUGCCAUUUUAAAUAGAUAUUGAGAGAACCUGUGUUAAAAGUGACCAAGACCAUUUUCUAUUAUUUAAAACAAUUUUAUUAUUUAAAACAUAGAAUUUAUAUAGCUGUACAGUGUAAACAUUCAAAACAUUCAUUGCAACUGUACUUUUUGACUGAAAAUUUGCAGUGUGUGUCUCGAAAUCAGAUUGAAGGAUUUUACUAUGGAAAAAAUCCCUAGCCUCAUACAUUUACUCAGAGAUAAAACACAACUGAUAUGAUGCAUGUCAUCGUCACUUUAACAUCAAUAUCACAUUUCAUUAGACAAAGAUUAUACCGGUAUAUUUUGUAUUUUUAUGCUUCCAUGUUUACUUUUAAUUGUUUUAAUCAAUAUGUAAUGUAGAUUCUGUAAGCGUACAUAUUCAAAGGGUUAUCUUAUUACUACACAGGAGUAACACAAAGGUAAAAUAGGUUAUGUUGUGAUAGUCAAUGAAAUUAGGUUGGGAAUAUCUUUUGGAUUUUUUUCGACAAACCAGUACUCAGUUACGAGAAGGCUGCUAAAUAUAAUGACUUACAUGAACAUAACAUUUACCCCAUUUAGUGCUGCUUAAAGUGUCUCGUUUUUUUUUUUAAUGCCACACAAUGAAUUUGUUUGUCAUUGUCACACCAUCAUUCUUUAUUGACUGUAUUGAUUAUGUAUUUUAGUCCAAAUAGUUCAUUAUAACUUCAAGAGUGUUUGAAAAUCGUAUUUCGAACUCAGUCCUUUUUUUGGGGUGCAAAUCAGUGCUUUAUGUUUAAGAUGUGUAAAAUAAAGUCAAUUUUAAAUAUUUAAA